AUGGCUGUGUUGAGGGCAGAAUGCGUUGUGUUUCUAAUCACCCUCUUAUCUAAGGGUACCCACUCACAGUUAGAUGUGUGUGGUCAGCCCCCCCUCAACAUGAGGAUAGUUGGGGGUCAGGACGCCCCUGCUGGUGCCUGGCCCUGGCAGGUCAGCUUGCACACAUCUGGCAACCAUUUCUGUGGCGGCUCCUUAAUCAACAAAGACUGGGUGCUGUCAGCGGCUCAUUGCUUUCAAAGCAUUACAGCUUCACAGGUGACUGUCUUCCUGGGUCGUCAGAGUCAGCAGGGAUCCAACCCAAAUGAGGUGUCAAGAACAGUCUCUCAGAUCAUCAGUCACCCCAACUAUAACUCUGUCACCAGUAACAAUGACAUUGCUCUGCUGCGUCUCUCCUCCUCUGUAACUUUCACUAACUACAUCAGACCAGUUUGUCUGGCUGCUGCAGGCAGCACCUUCUACAAGGGCACUGACAGCUGGGUCACGGGUUGGGGAAACAUUGCAGAAGGCGUCCCCCUUCCCUCACCUCAGACUUUGCAGGAAGUGGAAGUGCCAGUGGUGGGAAACAGAAAGUGUAACUGUCUGUAUGGUGAUGGCAGAAUCACAUACAACAUGAUCUGUGCUGGAUUAUUAGCAGGAGGCAAAGACUCCUGUCAGGGAGACUCAGGAGGACCAAUGGUGAGCAAACAGGGCUCUCGCUGGAUCCAAUCAGGCAUUGUGAGCUUUGGGAUAGGCUGUGCCCAAGCUAACUUCCCUGGAGUGUACGCCAGAGUGUCCAGGUACCAAGACUGGAUCAACUCUCAGAUCAGCACUGACCGGCCUGGCUUUGUCACAUUUACCUCCAGUGGUACUGAUGGGGAUUUGAGUGUGAUGUGCACUGAGAAGGAAGACUUUGUGGAGCUCCUAAACCUGACCGACAUGCCCUCCAUAGAGGAGGCAGGGCCAGAAGAUUCAGGAGGGUCAUCACCCAUCUCAGAGGUCACUGAGGCAAUGGCUGUGUUCAGGGCAGUAUGCAUUGUAUUUCUAAUCGCCCUGUUAUCUAAGGGUACCCACUCACAGUUAGAUGGUAAGUCCAAGAUGUGCGGUCAGCCCCCCCUCAACCCAAGAAUAGUGGGGGGUCAGGACGCCCCUCCUGGUGCCUGGCCCUGGCAGGUCAGCUUGCAUGUAUUUGGCAGGCAUUUCUGUGGUGGCUCCUUAAUCAACAAAGACUGGGUGCUGUCAGCGGCUCAUUGCUUUCAAAGCAUUACAGCUUCACAGGUGACCGUCUUCCUGGGUCGUCAGAGUCAGCAGGGAUCUAAUCCAAAUGAGGUGUCCAGAACUGUCCCUCAGAUCAUCAGUCACCCUGACUAUAGCUCUGUCACCAGUAGCAAUGACAUUGCUCUGCUGCGUCUCUCUUCCUCUGUAACUUUCAGUAACUACGUCAGACCAGUUUGUCUGGCUGCAGCAGGCAGCACCUUCUACAAUGGCACUGACAGCUGGGUCACAGGUUGGGGACGAACUGCAGAAGGCGGCCCCCUUCCCUCAACUUUACAGGAAGUGCAAGUGCCAGUAGUGGGAAACAGACAGUGUAACUGUCUCUAUGGUGUUGGCUCAAUCACAGACAACAUGCUCUGUGCUGGAUUAUUAGCAGGAGGCAAAGACUCCUGUCAGGGAGACUCAGGAGGACCAAUGGUGAGUAAACAGGGCUCUCGCUGGAUCCAAUCAGGCGUUGUGAGCUUUGGGAGAGGCUGUGCCAGACCUAACUUCCCUGGAGUGUACGCCAGAGUGUCCCAGUACCAAGACUGGAUCAACUCUCAGAUCACCACUGACCAGCCCGGCUUUGUCAGAUUUACCUCCAGUGGUACUGAUGGGGAUUUGAGUGUGAGCUGCAAUGGCCUGCGUCCUGUCACCACCACUACAACCCCUACCACUACAACUGCUACACCCCCUGUGGUUUGUGGCAGUGCCCCUCUGAACACUCUUCGUGUUGGGGGCAGUAGUUCUCUGGUGACUGGAGGCUUAUGGCCAUGGAUGGCCAGUCUGCACCGAGGAGGAAAACACGUAUGUGGGGGUACACUGAUCACUGAGCAGUUCGUCCUGAGCUCUGCUGACUGUUUCUCCAGCUCCACCAAUGCUUCAGAAUGGACCGUGUUCCUCGGCCGUCUCAAUCAAAAUGGUUCCAACCCUAACGAGGUCUCUCUGAGGGUGAACAACAUCACACUGAGUAACCUGACAGGCAACAACGUGGCUGUUCUGGAGCUGGCCAGCAAACCCACACUCUCAGACUUCAUACAGCCCAUCUGUGUGGACCUGGGAACAGAGACCUUCUCCACAGGAACACAGUGCUGGAUUGUGGGCUGGGGCUCAGGACAAGGAGGAGUUGAACAAACCCUUCAGCAGGUCCAGACUUCUGUGGUAGAUUGUGGGAAUGCAUCCUCCACAGAGAAUAUUUGCACUGGUUUGGUGGAUUUACAGCAGGGUGAUGCUGGUGGCCCUUUGAUGUGUAAACAGGGUGUGGCAUGGUUCCAGGCUGCAGUUUUGACUGUCGCUAACAGCACCUCAAACAGCAGCAGUAGCAGUAACAGUACAAGUCGCUCAAAUGUUGCUCCUCGUGCAGACAUCCAGGUCUUCACCAGAACCUCUCGCUAUAACAGCUUUCUGGACAACACUGUGGGCAGCUUCCCUCCACGACCCUCAACUACCACAACCGUAGCAGCUACCACUUCAGAAUAA
Molecule: messenger RNA, 2709 nt
Organism: Chanos chanos (milkfish)
Lineage: Eukaryota; Metazoa; Chordata; Actinopteri; Gonorynchiformes; Chanidae
Product: transmembrane protease serine 9-like
Exons: 18
Coding region: 1-2709 (902 amino acids)
Biological process (GO): proteolysis
Molecular function (GO): serine-type endopeptidase activity
Source: RefSeq, a predicted model, not a curated record